AUGUCAGACAACAAUCCCCGCCCAGCCAAAGUAUGGAGUCGCCCCUCAGGCCAGAUAGGCCGCAUCGGCGGCUGGGGCAGCUCCUCUUCCUCCGCGCAAGUGCCGCUCUCACCAACGACGCGUUUCGCCCGACUUACGCAUCGUCUGUUCACAGAGGCAGAGGUGGCUCAGCCCCCGCGUCGCAUCUCUGCGCGACGUGGCCGCCAGCGGCCCCGCUGUGCCACCGCCCAGUGCAGCGCCCGCCCCGGUCGCGCACAUGCGGCCGACGAUGACGACGAUGACGAGCAGGAGGGCGAGAACUGGUUUGCGGGAGGCGAGCGAAGUGGAAUAUCGGUGCAGAACCCAAACAGGCCGGGCGCUGUCCCCGGCGGAAGCCUAGUACGCGAUCUCUUGCGCCGCGCAGCAGAGGCCGGGCCGCCGCAGGAGGAUGCUGGCUCGUCGCGCUCAUCCGUGUUCACGGGAGGUGGGCAUACGCUCGGAAGCGACGAGGUCGACAGCACGUUCAUCCCCGACCCCAGCUCUUCCAUACCUCCCGAAGAAGAGACCGCGAUACGGCACCUCACCUUCUGGCGCGACGGCUUCAGCGUCGAGGACGGGGACCUCAUGCGCUACGACGACCCCACCAAUGCCCAAAUCCUCAACGAGAUCAACUCCGGCCGCGCACCGCCGCAUAUCCUUAACGUCUCCCCCGGACAGCCCGUCGAGCUCCGCGUCGUGAAGCGGCUCAGCGACGAGUUCGUGGCGCCGCCCAAGGCGCGCGACGUGUUCUCCGGCGAGGGCCACCGCCUCGGCUCGCCCGUCCCGUCCAUCGCGGGCCUCGGCGCGGCCGCGUCUGUCGACAUGCCGGGGAGCUUCCCCGUGACCGCGACCGGGAGCGUAGGAGAGCCGAGCGCAAGCGGGGCGAGUGUGCGGUCGGCGGAGAGCAUCAACACGCGCUUCGAGGUCGACCAGAGCCUGCCGACGACGAGCGUGCAGGUGCGCCUCGCGGACGGGACGAGGAUGGUGUGCCGGAUGAACCUGACGCACACCGUGGGCGACAUCCGCAACUUCAUCAACGCGUCGCGCCCGGAGAACUUGACGCGCCCGUAUACGAUCCAGACGACGUUCCCUGCGAAGGUGCUGGACGACAACGCGAAGACGGUCGAGCAGGCGGGGCUCGUCAACGCGGUGGUCGUCCAGCGGUGGGUGUAG
Molecule: messenger RNA, 1191 nt
Organism: Fomitopsis serialis
Lineage: Eukaryota; Fungi; Basidiomycota; Agaricomycetes; Polyporales; Fomitopsidaceae
Exons: 6
Coding region: 1-1191 (396 amino acids)
Biological process (GO): Golgi organization; nuclear membrane reassembly; membrane fusion
Cellular component (GO): cytosol; nucleus
Molecular function (GO): ubiquitin binding
Source: RefSeq, a predicted model, not a curated record